Molecule: messenger RNA, 1361 nt
Organism: Chaetomium strumarium
Lineage: Eukaryota; Fungi; Ascomycota; Sordariomycetes; Sordariales; Chaetomiaceae
Exons: 1
Coding region: 122-1267 (381 amino acids)
Biological process (GO): intracellular monoatomic cation homeostasis
Cellular component (GO): mitochondrial inner membrane
Molecular function (GO): ribosome binding
Source: RefSeq, a predicted model, not a curated record
CCGCGAUCGAGACGCUGGACCGGUCAAUUCGAGGACCCCCCACUAGAACCUUGAAGGAGCCCAGCACUCCCGUGUCCAUGUCGACGCUGCAGCAGACUUUCCGGUAGAAAGUACACAUGCAAUGGGGCACAGGGGUCUCCUCAACAGCGCAUUGCGUGUCAAUGGCCGCCAACUUUCCCAGCGCCACGCGCAACCAUCCACAUUCCUGAUCUCCCUCUCCAGGGACCUCUCACACUUCAAACCCCCUUCGAGGAGAAGCCACUCGUCUGCCGCGCCUGCACCACAACCACAACCACAACAGCAAGAACCUUCCACGACUGCCACAAUCAACACCUCCUCCUCCUCCUCUACUAUCUCAGUCCCAGCCGCAACUCGCGAUCAUGGCCUCGCCAACCCCCCACCAACAACUCGCCCGCCACCGCUGACCCUCCCGAGCCGCCCGACCGAAGCAGCAGGCCACCCAUUCCUCUCGCAAGCCAACUUCUCCUACCUGUUCGCGCAGGGCAUGGCCUACCUAUCCUUCUACAAGACGGGGAUGAAACACAUCUACACCAACACGCGCCUCCUUUACUCCAAAAGACUUCGAGAGGGAACAGGGGAGGAGGAGGAGGAGCAGUUGCGUCCGCCACGGGCCGGCACGCGCGCACACAUGCACCUGAAGCUGCGCUGGGCGCAUGACGUGCGCCGGCUGCCGCUCUUUGCGCUCAUCUUGAUCGUGUGCGGCGAGUUCACGCCGCUGGUGGUGCUGGCGCUGCCCAGGGCGGUGCCACUUCCGUGUCGGAUCCCGAGGCAGGUAGAGAAGCUUGAGAAGGAGGAUCAGAGAUGGCGGGAGGAGGGGAGGAAGGAGGUUGUUGCGAAUGCGAAUACCGCUGGUAAUGGUGGUGGUGAUGGUGGGGACAAGGGAGGAGGAGGAGGAGGAGAACAAGUGCCGCCGGUCACGGGUCUAGCGAAGAUACUCGGCUUGCCUGUCCGCUGGUGGACGCCGCAGUCUGUGUUGCAGUCCAAGGUGGAGAGGCGGUUGAGGUUCUUGGACGAGGAUGACGAACUGUUGGUUCGGGCUGGUGGGGCGGAGGUGCUGGUGCCGGAAGAGGUUAAGCUUGCGUGCGCGGAUAGGGGGAUUGUGGUGAUGGGACGGGGUGCGGAAGAGUUGAGAGGGGUGUUGGGGAGGUGGUUGCGGUUGACGGAUGCCAGGAGGAUAGGGGAGCAGGGGAGGAGAGACGUUGUCAUGAGGUUAUUGUUGAGGGAGGAGAGCGAGUGGGAGCAGUGAGGCCGCUGUGAAGGUGUACAUACAUUUGGGAAUGUGUACAAAGUCUGUGUACAACAUAUGUAUGCAUCAGCGAGGAUAUAUGUCCGGAUAUACA